This is a messenger RNA of Humulus lupulus (European hop), 4234 nucleotides long. Its product is annotated as ABC transporter B family member 2-like. The coding region runs from base 253 to 4008 and encodes 1251 amino acids. Gene Ontology annotation, cellular component: membrane. The transcript has 12 exons. Lineage: Eukaryota; Viridiplantae; Streptophyta; Magnoliopsida; Rosales; Cannabaceae. The record is from RefSeq and is a predicted model, not a curated record. Gene Ontology annotation, molecular function: ATP hydrolysis activity; ATP binding; ABC-type transporter activity. Gene Ontology annotation, biological process: transmembrane transport.
ACUUAUUAAUCCCUACAAACUUUUCAAUAACCACACAACCUUCCAUUUGGCUUAUUUAUUUUUCUAACUAAUAUUAUUUUUAUAUUGUAAUAAUCCAUAUAUACACACUACUAGUUCUUAAAAUCCCAUGUUGAGUUUCAUCAUCACAUCCAUUAUAUAUCUCUACUAGUUACAAAGAAGUACCUCUCCCAGGCCUCCCUCUAUCACUACUACUAAAGAGCUCCGCCGGAAUCAUUUUCCGGUAACAGCACGAUGGACGGCGCCGGGAAGACGAAGAAAGAACACGGCGGUGAUGAUGAUGAUCAAGAUCAAGAAGAUACUAAUAAAAAUCAAAACCAAAACAACAAAGUUUCGUUACUGAAACUCUUUUGUUUCGCGGACUUUUACGAUUACGUUUUGAUGAGCAUUGGCACAGUUGGAGCCAUUAUUCAUGGCGCUUCGGUCCCCAUUUUCUUUAUCUUCUUUGGGAAAUUGAUAAACGUUAUAGGAAUGGCUUAUCUCUUCCCCAAAGAAGCUUCUCAUAAAGUUGCUAAGUACUCGUUGGAUUUUGUAUAUCUAAGUAUAGCUAUAUUGUUUUCAUCAUGGACAGAGGUGGCUUGUUGGAUGCAUACUGGGGAAAGACAAGCAGCAAAAAUGAGGAUGGCAUAUUUGAGGGCAAUGUUAAGCCAAGAUAUCAGUCUUUUUGACACUGAAGCUUCUACUGGAGAGGUUAUUUCUGCCAUUACAAGUGAUAUUAUUGUAGUUCAAGAUGCACUUUCUGAGAAGGUGGGUAAUUUCUUGCAUUACAUUAGCCGAUUUGUGGUGGGAUUCAUAGUUGGGUUUGCGAGAGUUUGGCAGAUAAGUUUGGUGACUCUGUCCAUUGUCCCAUUAAUUGCACUUGCUGGCGGUGUUUAUGCUUAUAUUGCCACCGGUCUUAUUGCUAGGGUUCGAAAAUCUUAUGUCAAGGCUGGUGAGAUCGCUGAAGAGGUAAUAGGAAAUGUGAGAACGGUCCAAGCAUUUGCAGGAGAAGAAAAGGCAGUGAAAAUAUACACUUCAGCACUGGCACACACAUACAAGUACGGAAGAAAAGCAGGCCUUGCCAAGGGUUUGGGCUUGGGCUUCAUGCAUUGUACCCUUUUUCUUUCUUGGUCCUUACUUGUGUGGUACGUUAGCAUUGUUGUCCACAAGAGAAUCGCCAAUGGGGGAGAGUCUUUCACAACCAUGCUUAAUGUCGUUAUUGCUGGCCUGUCAUUAGGACAGGCAGCUCUAGACAUUUCUGCAUUUGUUCGAGCUAAGGCAGCAGCAUAUCCCAUAUUCGCCAUGAUAGAGAGGAACACAGCAAGCAAGUCCAGUGCCAUGUCUGGCCGAAAGCUAGGCAAACUUGAGGGACACAUCCAAUUCAACAAUGUAUCCUUUAGUUAUCCGUCCAGGCCUGAUGUAACCAUCUUCAACAAGUUCUGUCUAGACAUUCCUUCUGGGAAGAUUGUUGCUCUUGUUGGGGGAAGUGGAUCUGGCAAAAGCACAGUCAUUUCCUUGAUCGAACGAUUCUAUGAACCUCUUUCAGGAGAGAUACUAUUGGAUGGGAACAAUAUCAAAGAGCUUGACCUCAAGUGGAUGAGGCAGCAAAUUGGACUAGUUAAUCAAGAGCCUGCUCUCUUUGCAACAAGCAUUAGGGAGAAUAUUCUUUAUGGGAAAGAAGAGGCUUCCCUUAAUGAGAUUACUCGUGCUGCUAAACUUUCAGAGGCUAUAUCUUUCAUAAAUAACCUCCCUGAAAGAUUUGAAACUCAGGUUGGUGAGAGAGGUAUACAGCUUUCUGGUGGACAAAAGCAAAGGAUUGCCAUAUCACGAGCUAUAGUGAAGAAUCCAUCUAUUCUUUUGCUCGAUGAAGCUACAAGUGCUCUUGAUGCAGAGUCAGAGAAGAGCGUGCAGGAGGCACUUGACCGUGUCAUGGUGGGACGAACAACUGUCGUAGUUGCUCAUCGUCUUUCCACCAUUAGAAAUGCAGACAUAAUAGCUGUUGUUCAAGAGGGAAAGAUAGUGGAAACAGGGUGCCAUGAGGAACUCAUUUCAAAUCCAAACAGUGUCUAUUCAUCACUUGUUCAACUCCAAGAAGCAGCACCUUUGCAGCGCAAUUCCUCCAUUGGUUCUAACUUGGGACGCCCACCAAGCAUUAAGUUCUCACGGGAAUUAUCACGCACAACAACUAGUUUCGGUGCUAGUUUUCGAUCUGAUAAAGAAUCGAUCAGUCGUAUUGGUGCUGAUGGAACUGAGAAUGUAAAGACAGCAAAUGUUUCAGCAAAAAGGCUGUAUUCCAUGAUUGGACCAGACUGGCUUUAUGGGGUGUGUGGUACUGUCUGUGCUUUUAUUGCUGGAGCUCAGAUGCCUUUAUUCGCUCUUGGUAUUUCACACGCUCUUGUGUCAUAUUACAUGGACUGGGAAACAACAAAACAUGAGGUAAAAAAGAUAUCCAUACUCUUCUGUGGUGGGGCAGUUAUAACUGUCAUUGUUCAUGGCAUAGAGCAUCUUUGUUUUGGUACAAUGGGAGAGCGUCUUACUCUCCGUGUGAGGGAAAGAAUGUUUUCAGCCAUGUUGAGGAAUGAGAUUGCAUGGUUUGAUGACACAAACAACACUAGUUCAAUGCUUUCAUCACGUCUUGAAAGCGAUGCCACUUUGUUAAGGACAAUUGUUGUUGACCGCUCCACAAUUCUAUUACAGAAUGUAGGUUUGGUUGUGGCCUCAUUUAUCAUAGCUUUCCUCUUGAACUGGAGGAUCACACUUGUUGUCUUAGCUACAUAUCCUUUGGUCAUUAGUGGUCACAUCAGCGAGAAACUCUUCAUGCAAGGCUAUGGUGGCAACUUGAGCAAAGCAUAUCUAAAAGCCAACAUGCUGGCAGGUGAGGCUGUGAGUAACAUCCGAACUGUUGCUGCAUUUUGUGCUGAGCAAAAGGUCCUUGAUCUUUAUGCUCGAGAGCUGGUUGAGCCAUCCAAGCGUUCAUUCACUCGUGGCCAGAUUGCUGGAAUCUUUUAUGGUAUUUCCCAGUUUUUCAUCUUUUCAUCCUAUGGCCUUGCCCUAUGGUAUGGUUCUGUUUUGAUGGGAAAGGAGCUAAGUAGCUUCAAAUCUGUCAUGAAAUCAUUCAUGGUUUUGAUAGUGACAGCUUUAGCCAUGGGAGAGACUUUGGCAUUAGCUCCUGAUCUUUUAAAGGGGAAUCAAAUGGUUGCAUCGGUGUUUGAGGUCUUGGACCGAAAGACAGAAGUAAGCGGGGACACAGGAGAAGAAUUAGCAUCAGUUGAUGGUACAAUUGAGCUAAGGGACAUCCAUUUUAGCUACCCUUCAAGGCCAGAUGUAGAGAUUUUCAAGGACUUUAAUCUAAAAGUUCGUUCAGGCAAGAGUAUGGCCUUAGUGGGGCAAAGUGGAUCAGGCAAAAGCUCAGUAAUUUCUAUCAUUCUCAGGUUCUAUGAUCCUACAUCCGGGAAGGUUCUGAUCGAUGGGAAAGACGUCAAGAGACUAAAGCUCAAAUCACUUAGAAAACACAUUGGUCUGGUGCAGCAAGAGCCGGCACUUUUUGCUACCUCAAUCUAUGAAAACAUCCUGUAUGGAAAAGAAGGAGCUUCUGAAUCAGAAGUGAUUGAAGCAGCCAAGCUUGCCAAUGCUCAUAGUUUCAUCAGUGCCCUCCCUGAAGGCUACUCAACAAAAGUUGGCGAGCGAGGUGUUCAACUGUCUGGUGGCCAAAGGCAAAGAGUGGCCAUUGCAAGAGCUGUCCUAAAGAACCCUGAAAUCCUUCUACUAGAUGAAGCUACCAGCGCUCUUGAUGUUGAAUCUGAGCGCGUGGUUCAACAAGCUCUAGAUAGACUAAUGAAGAACAGGACAACAGUCAUGGUUGCUCACAGAUUGUCAACAAUAAAAAAUGCAGACCAGAUUUCUGUCAUACAGGAUGGAAAGAUCAUAGAGCAAGGGACUCAUUCAACUCUUAUAGAUAACACAAAUGGACCUUAUUAUAAGUUGAUAAACAUUCAGCAACAGCAGCAAUAGUAAAAAAAAUAAAAGAUAAAGAGCAUAUUAUUUCAAUUAUAUAUAUAUAUAUAUAUGGAUAAGAAGCUUUGUUUAAUACUUAUCCUUGUAAUAUAAGCUUCUCUUAUAUUUUUUCUUUACCAAAAAUAUUGACUUAUUAAUUGGGGAAAUUGUUUCUUUAUGAAUAAUAAUGUACUCUGAGUCUCUGAUCAGAGAACACUGUAAAAAUAUGAUAUUGAAUUUUCUA